Messenger RNA from Lactuca sativa (garden lettuce), 1557 nucleotides. RefSeq names its product heptahelical transmembrane protein 1. Gene Ontology annotation, biological process: response to hormone. Gene Ontology annotation, molecular function: signaling receptor activity. Lineage: Eukaryota; Viridiplantae; Streptophyta; Magnoliopsida; Asterales; Asteraceae. The record is from RefSeq and is a predicted model, not a curated record. Gene Ontology annotation, cellular component: membrane.
GUUGUAGGUAGUAGUUGCUCCAAUAGCCUUAACUGCCUUAAAUCUCUCUCCCAUACCUUCAUUCCAUAAAUACGUUCUACAUGUGGGUCUUUGAUCGAUUCAUUGAUUCAUUGAUUCUAUAACUAUAUUCACAAUCCCUUAUAACAUACAUAUAUACCAGUGUCCUGGGAGUAACAGAUUCAAGAAAACAUGAACUCCAUUGACGGGUCUGUUUGGAAGAGAAGAUCUAAAGAGAUCUGUUGCGAUGAUGACAAAUCUCAGCUUCUUGUUGCCUCAAUUAAGAAGAAAAACAAGAACAAGAACAAGAAGACUGUGAAUCAGGGGACCCGAACAGAGUACCCGUUAUUGAGAUUUGAAGAUUUACCAGAGUACAUGAAGGAUAACGAGUUUAUUUUGAAUUAUUACAGAGCUGAUUGGCCUUUAAAGCAAGCCCUUUUUAGCCUUUUCCGCUGGCACAAUGAAACCCUAAAUGUAUGGACGCAUUUAAUCGGAUUUGUUGUAUUUGUGGGAUUAACCAUUACAAACGUUAUGCAUGUGCCUCAAGUUUCACAGUUCCUCAAUUUGUUAACUUGGUCUUUCCCGUUAGGCCCGGGUGCAAACGCCUCACAUAAUUCAAUUAUGGAUACACCAAAACUCAUUGACUUAAAGCACGAAUCACCGCUAGACAUGGACAUCGGGCCGCCACUACUGGCGGCAACGCGGUGGCCAUUCUUCGUGUUCUUAGGCGGCUCGAUGUUCUGCCUCCUUUCCUCCUCCACCUGCCACCUCUUCGGCUGCCACUCCCACCACCUCAACCUCCUCCUCCUCCAAAUGGACUACGUCGGAAUCACCAUCAUGAUCAUCACCUCGUUUUUCCCUCCAAUUUACUACAUUUUCCAAUGCGAGCCCAUAUGGCAAUUCGUCUACCUCGGUGGAAUCACAGCCAUGGGUGUAUUUACCGUUAUAACCCUACUGGCACCAGCGCUUUCCAGUGGAAAGUUCCGGUCUUUUCGGGCUUUUCUGUUUAUGGGUAUGGGCCUGUUUGGGCUCGUACCCGCGGUUCAUGCUGUUGUUGUCAACUGGCAUGAACCGCAGAGGAAUGGAAUCCUCGCAUAUGAAACCGCGAUGGCGGUUUCAUAUCUGACGGGUACGAUGUUUUAUAUUAGCAGAAUCCCAGAAAGAUUUAAGCCUGGUUGGUUUGAUUUGGCGGGACAUAGUCAUCAGAUUUUUCAUUGUUUUGUGAUUAUGGGUGCGUUGGCUCAUUAUGGAGCUGCACUUGUGUUUCUUGAAUUUCGAGGUCAGGUUGGUUGUUGACGUCACCAUGGUGAUGACGUGGAAUUUGUUUUUAAUCGAUUAAUAUUUUCGGUUUAUGGGUCCAUUUUUUAUUAUAUGAAGGUGUAGAAUGAAAAUGUGAUAGUGAGUCGGUAUGUUGUGAAAAUGGGUCCUGUUAAUUUUUUUUUCUCCAUAUUUUUUUGACACUAAUAUAUUGUCAAAUUGUUGUAUCAUGAGAAGAUAUAAAACUCAAAUUGUAGCUAAAUGGAUGGAUAUAUUGUUAUGAAAUGUUGAUCGAUUUAUGGA